This is a messenger RNA of Orcinus orca (killer whale), 2207 nucleotides long. It is a transcript of the gene IL4I1, whose product is annotated as interleukin 4 induced 1. NCBI's taxonomy places the organism in Eukaryota, Metazoa, Chordata, Mammalia, Artiodactyla, Delphinidae. The transcript is spliced from 8 exons. The record is from RefSeq and is a predicted model, not a curated record. Bases 230 to 2188 code for a protein of 652 amino acids. Gene Ontology annotation, biological process: amino acid catabolic process. Gene Ontology annotation, molecular function: polyamine oxidase activity; L-amino-acid oxidase activity.
UCCUGGGGGUCAGUGCGCACGUGCGGCUGCUUGCUGCCCGCCCUUUGCAUAGAAAUACUACCGCUGGUGGACAGAUGCGCAUGAGCAAUCGCUCGCAGACUCAUUCAGGGCGUGGGGGAACCACCACCCUCUCUGGGAACUAGUGCGCAGGCGCAAACGCACAUGUGCUGUCUUUAAACACCAACGUUGUCUGGAAGAACGCACCCUCCCCCCAUCGGGCCGAGUGCGCAUGCUCGACCGCGCGCGCGAACGACCCGUCUUCCGUCUUCUGCGCCUGCGCGACCGUGAUUCCUCAGUCUCGUCUCCCUACGCCCCAGACUCGGUCGUGAGGGCCGCGAGCUUCGAAAGGGCGGGAAAGGCCGUUGGAGAGGGAGAGGCGAGCGGUUUACUCACUCCAUGGCUGCGCAAAGGAGAGGCGGCGGCGGCCUCGGCUGAAGAAAGAAGAGCCGCCUCGAAGGCAGAUGUCUGUGUGUGUGACUGUUUCCCCGAGCACUUAGAGGCCUGGCGCCUCCUCGCCCUGGUCCCCAUCCUCCUCAGCCUGGCGGCCUCCCUGGACUGGCAAACUGCCCAGAGCCGCGACCCCUUCGAGAAAUGUAUGCGAGACCCCGACUAUGAGCAGCUGCUCAGAGUCCUGACCUUGGGCCUCAAUCGGACCUCGAAGCCCCAGAGGGUGACUGUGGUUGGUGCAGGCGUGGCUGGGUUGUUGGCCGCCAAGGUGCUCAGCGAUGCUGGACACAAGGUCACCAUCCUGGAGGCAGACAACAGGAUCGGGGGCCGAAUCUUCACCUACCGGGACCGGAAGACCGGCUGGAUUGGGGAGCUGGGAGCCAUGCGCAUGCCCAGCUCGCACAGGAUCCUCCAUGCGCUCUGCAAGAGCCUGGGACUCAAUCUGACCAAAUUCACCCAGUACGACGAGAACACGUGGACGGAGGUGCAUGAAGUGAAGCUGCGGAACUACGUGGUGGAGAAGAUGCCUGAGAAGCUGGGCUACAAGCUGCAUCCCAAGGAGAAGGGCCACUCGCCCGAAGAAAUCUACCAGAUGGCUCUCAACAGGGCCAUCGAAGAUCUCAGGACACUGGGCUGCAGAAAGGCAAUGAUGAAGUUUGAAAGGCACACGCUCCUGGAAUACCUCCUCGGGGAGGGGAACCUGAGCCAGCCUGCCGUUCGGCUCCUGGGAGACGUGAUGUCCAAGGACGGCUUCUUCUAUCUCAACUUCGCCGAGGCCCUGCGGGCUCACAGCUGCCUCAGCGACCGGCUCCGGUACAGCCGUAUCGCGGGCGGCUGGGACCUGUUGCCGCGCGCGCUGCUGAGCUCGCUGUCGGGGCCUGUGCUGCUGCACACGCCCGUCGUGGCGAUUAAGCAGGGGACGCACGAGGUGAGCGUGUACUUCGAGCCCUCGCGCCGGGCCCGGAAUCAGAAGUCCUUGACGGCCGACGUGGUGCUGCUGACGGUGAGCGGGCCCGCGCUGCAGCGCAUCACCUUCACGCCGCCGCUGACGCUCAAGUGGCAGGAGGCAGUGCGCGCGCUGCAUUACAUGCCGGCCACCAAGGUGUUCCUGAGCUUCCGCCGGCCCUUCUGGCACGACGAGCAUAUCGAAGGCGGCCACUCGAACACCGACCGACCGUCGCGCGUGAUAUUCUAUCCGCCGCCUGGCGAGGGCGCGCUGCUGCUCGCCUCGUACACGUGGUCGGACGCGGCUGCCACGUUCGCUGGCCUGAGCCUGUCCGAAGCCCUGCGCUUGGCGCUCGACGACGUGGCGGCGCUUCACGGGCCCAUCGUGUACCGGCUCUGGGACGGCAGCGGCAUCGUCAAGCGCUGGGCGGAGGACCCGCACAGCCAGGGCGGCUUCGUGGUGCAGCCCCCGAUGCUCUGGCGAACCGACAAGGACGAGGAUCAGGAGUACGAUUGGGCGGUCCCCCACGGCCGCAUUUACUUCGCCGGCGAGCACACGGCCUACCCGCACGGCUGGGUGGAGACGGCCGUCAAGUCGGCACUGCGGGCCGCGGUCUUGAUCAACGGCCGGACCAGCAGCUGGAACGACCCCCGGACCAUCAACAGCAUGGGGCAUGUGCACGUGGCGCCCGCCCACCACCACCCGCGCAGCCUCGAAAGGGGGCGGGGCACCCACUCUCCAGCCUUACAUGCCGUCACCGCUCCGCACACGACCCAAAAGAGGACCCAAUAUUAAAGUAUUUUUGGAAACAGCA